AUGAUGAGCUUCGAUGGAGGCACGGCAUACGCCGAAUCAGACGCCGAUGACGAGUACGAGCGAAGCAUCGGCGACAGGUCCCCCGUCGGAGACUCGGAGGCAUCCCCCAUCGAUUCCGAGCCAUCGACAUCGGCCGAGCACACCCCCACGACCUACGCACACCGUGGCAGCGCUGACCGCUUGCCCGAGACCAUAAUAACCAACUGGACGGCCGAUGAGUGCGCCGACUUUAUCGGCUCCGUCGGCUUGCCCCAGUAUGCCGAUCGUUUUGUUGAAAACGAAAUCGUUGGUGAGGCGCUGAUAGCGCUACAGCACGACGACCUGAAGAGCAUGGGCAUUGCCAGUGUCGGUCAUCGGCUUACUAUCCUUAAGAGCGUCUAUGAUGUCAAAAAGGCCCAGGACGUGCCCUUUGAGAGUGACCACUAUCUACCGCUGUCUGCCGACGCCGAAGCACAGUAUGCCACGGCCACACUCAAGGAUAUCAAGCAUCUGGUCGAGCAGCUGCGCCUGCGAGAUGAGCGGAUGAGUCUGCUCGAACAGGACCUGCGGCGGACGACGGAUGACUUUAGGCGCCUCCGGGAAGACAUGCUUCCGGCGUUACGCCUGGUCAAGGAUGCGCAGCAGCCGUUGCCCAACUUGAGCGGCAGCUCCCAGUCUUAUAGUUACGAGCCGACACUAUCGCCGCCUGUUCCGACGCCGCCUCCCGGCCAGGGGCCCGGCCCCGGGGUCAUGCGGUCAUAUUCGCAAAGGAAGAUUUUGAUUGGGGCGACGCCAAAGGGAACCUCACCCACGCAAACGUCGCACGAGAGGACGAUAGCCGAACAGACGUUGGAUCCCGCCAACGCGGCGGAGCGGGCCGUCAUGUCGUCGUCGCAUCUCGCGGCCAUGAACGGCUCCGCCCUGAACUCGACGGUUUCGUCUGCCUAUCCCUCGCCCAACAUCCCCUCGCCGACGUCGCCGCAAACCCACUUGACCGGCACGACGCUUGCUUCCCGAUCAUACCGUGGCGAAACCCCCACGCCAUCCAACCGUGGAACGCUCACCGAAAGCGAUCACACAAACUAUGGUGGACGCGACAAAACACCCGGCACCGCGCCGCUUCGACGGCGAGAAACCCCGGUGCCCGACACGCCCAGCACUAGCAAUGCGUCUGUCGAGAUAUUCAAGUCGUUCCGCGUCAGCAUGGACGACCCGUGCCACAAGGUUCUCCCGGCUGCGCUCAAGAAGUACCAGAUCAACGCCCCUUGGGACCAGUACGCCUUGUAUAUUGUUUACGGCGACCAGGAGCGCUGCCUGGGCAUGGACGAGAAGCCCCUGAUCUUGUUCAAGCAGCUGGACAAGGAAGGCAAGAAGCCGAUGUUUAUGCUUCGCAAGACGAACAACGCCCAGGUCGACGGCGACCCGGGAAGCGCGGGCAUGGGCGGUGCCGCGAGGGGCGCGUCGACGGGAUAUGACCCACCGGGAGGCAUUAUAUGA
Messenger RNA from Hirsutella rhossiliensis, 1476 nucleotides. RefSeq names its product Sterile alpha motif domain-containing protein. Gene Ontology annotation, molecular function: protein binding. Gene Ontology annotation, biological process: signal transduction. Bases 1 to 1476 code for a protein of 491 amino acids. The transcript is spliced from 3 exons. Lineage: Eukaryota; Fungi; Ascomycota; Sordariomycetes; Hypocreales; Ophiocordycipitaceae. The record is from RefSeq and is a predicted model, not a curated record.